Staurois parvus is the source of this 706-nucleotide messenger RNA. The record is from the annotation of a GenBank genome assembly. Lineage: Eukaryota; Metazoa; Chordata; Amphibia; Anura; Ranidae.
GAAUGAAUCAGAAUUAUUUGGAAGAACAAUACGAGUAAAUUUGGCAAAACCCAUGCGAUUAAAGGAAGGUUCUUCUAAAGCAGUGUGGUCUGAUGAUGACUGGCUCAAGAAAUUCUCUGGAAAAACACUAGAAGAAAAUGAAGAGGCUGAUGGGACAGAAGCAGCCAAACCAACAGCACAUGAGGGAGAGCCACCCACUAAAAAAGUUAGAGCCAAUCCUCAAGUUUAUAUGGACAUCAAAAUCGGAAACAAGCCUGCUGGGCGUAUCAGAUUUUUACUGCGUGCUGAUGUUGUUCCAAUGACAGUAGAAAACUUCCGCUGUCUCUGCACUCAUGAAAAGGGAUUUGGUUUCAAGGGUAGCAGUUUCCACAGAGUCAUUCCACAGUUCAUGUGUCAGGCAGGAGACUUUACAAACCACAAUGGGACAGGAGGGAAAUCCAUCUAUGGAAGGAAGUUUGAUGAUGAGAACUUUAUUCUGAAACACACAGGACCAGGUUUGCUUUGUAUGGCAAAUUCUGGUCAAAAUACAAAUGGAUCCCAAUUCUUCAUCACAUGUGACAAGACGGAUUGGCUUGACGGGAAACAUGUAGUGUUUGGAGAAGUUAUGGAGGGAAUGGAUGUGGUGCGUCAGAUGGAGGCACAAGGAAGCAAAGAUGGAAAACCUAAACAGAAAAUCAUUAUUUCAGAUUGUGGAGAAUAUGUAUGA